UCCCUCCUCGGACGCAGUAUGAUAUUCAUCCCUGCCUUGCGUGGACAACCAGGUGCUUGCUAUUGGGGAGAAAACACGAUAACACGCGAGAAAUUUGUUGAGUCGACGGGUCAUUGAGCUUGCUGCUUUAGGGCUGAGAGGCUCCGGUAAAAUGUCGUCUUGGCCGAAAUCCUCCAAAGCUUCCCGGCGGCAGCAGGGUAACUCAAACGGCAGUGCCCAGCCGCUGAGGUUGUUCCGGAGAAGUGCGCCCUAUUCCGGCAGGGAGGAGAGGACCGAAGAUCUCAAGGAUGCCCUGGACAUUUACAAAGAACUAGAGCAAAAGCAAAACUACAGUGGGAGUGUCAAGUAUGACGGCGCAAAGCAUCAACCCAAUGCCAAGCCCGAGACCGCUCCAGCAGACAGACGGAAAACCUUGUAUCAAAGGUUCUAUAGGCAAGUGCAGGAGGAUCAGACAGCAGCUGACUGUGUGAUAAUUUCCAUGACCAACCAGUGCUUGGAUUACCCCAAAUCGCUAAACCAGUGCUUGCAGGAGCGUGGCCUGUCAGUGGAAAUGCUCUACCUGCAGGCGGAGUCAGGCCUGACCCAAGCCCUACAGGAUGUCCGAGGUGUUGGCUCCCCGUUAUGUAUUCUGUUGGAGCAGACAAACAUAGCUCUGUCAUCCUGCACUGUUAUCAUUUUCUCAGAGUCCCUCAAAAUCCACCGCAACAUGCCCAAAGACCAGGCCAUGGACUUUGUUGUAGCAGAACACAGGCGUGGAGUCAGUAAAGAAAGUACGAAAAGGGACCCCGCAGAUAUUGCAUCACAGGCGUCACAGUUGCUUGGGGAAUUUCUGGAUCGGGAAAAGAUUGAGCGACACCUUGUUCCCUCUGAAAUCCGUCAGUCCCUCCAGCUGUUGUCUGAAGGCGUGCACAUUUACCCCGAGGAGCUGGAAGCCAUCUCGACGUACGUCCGUUCCCGUCAAGAACACUUCCGAGCGAGCAACAGCGGGGAACAGAAGGGCAAAAUGUUACCUUCGGGACUGGGAAAGCCGCCUCCCCUUCUCCCGACACCGCUUGGGCCGCCUCAGUGCGCAAGUGAAGCAGGGCGCCCAUUGCUGGACCGUUCUCCGCCCACGCUGAUGCCACUCUUACCUUCACCAGGUUCCUACCCGAAAACCAAGCCUCCCCCUCUGCUCUCCUUGCAACGCCCGACAUCCUUGCACAACUCCUACGGUAGCCCCGGUUUGCUAUGUGGCCCUCUAAUACAUCGCCUCCCCCUACGUCACCAGGGCCCAAGAGGGUCCCACGGCCUGAAAGGUGCUCCGCCCUCCCUCAAAAGUUCUCGCCCUCCACUUUUAUCUACUCCAGGUGUCCCUCGCCUGAGUGGCCCGAGGCACUAAGCAUGCAGCAUCUAACAACAACUCAACAUUUAAGAGACUCUGGUUUUUAUGCCUCUUUAGGGUUCAACUUUUAAAAUACCGGGUGAAUUAGGAAAAAAACAACUAACUGAAUAGUUUGGUAUGUUUUGGUUUAUGUGGUUUUUUUUUCUCCCUCAAAGUAUAGUCAUCUGCAUCUAGUUUACCUUUUUAGAUUGACACAAACAAUGUAAAGGUAGAAUUGCUGAUUAGUUUUUAUGCUAGGCCUUGUGUUGUGAAGCUAUUUUGUAUCUCACAAACAUGGGCCAAAUCAGCCAUUUUGAUAAUCAGCUCCAAGACAAAAUAUGUAAAAUAGAAAUGUGUUCAGAAUAACAAAGAGUUAAAGUUUUGGUUGUGUUAUAAAGUUCCACAAUUAAAAAUGUUGUCUACAUAUUCCUGAGACUCAACAAGUCCCACAGUAUUUCAGUAUUUGUUUUCUUGGACUGUGUACAGUUGACCCCUGCAUAUUUACGCUUUGGCAUUCACGAAUUUACCUAUUAGCAGAUUUUGUUGGGUGGGGGGUACCUAUCCACCAUUAUUUGUGGAACAACCUGUUUAUUUGCAGUAUUUAUUUCUAACUCUUACAUACUUGAAAUAAAUCACGUCGUUUAAAUAUUUUUUUUUUUUUGUAUUUUUUUUUUUUUUUUUUUGGGACGCAUUUGGUUGUUAAAUCAUUUUGGAAAUCAUAUGUCACUAAGGUAAUUUGAAAUGCUGGAAGGAAACGUUAAGUUGUAGACAAUUUUCAUAGACAAUGUUUGAUUCCUGUACUUUAAAAAAAAAAAAAAAAAAAAAAAAAGUGUACAUGUGAAGUGAAUUAAUAAUUCAUGUUUGUGAAUAUGUUCUUUAAUGUGCUCUAGUGAUCUGCAGAUAUUUUGGGAAGCACAGAAAAUUACUUUUUGUUUUAGGGCAAAGGUUCACCUCCCAAUGUAUUAAAAUAAUUAAAUAUG
Molecule: messenger RNA, 2340 nt
Organism: Phycodurus eques (leafy seadragon)
Lineage: Eukaryota; Metazoa; Chordata; Actinopteri; Syngnathiformes; Syngnathidae
Exons: 9
Coding region: 152-1378 (408 amino acids)
Source: RefSeq, a predicted model, not a curated record